This is a messenger RNA of Myripristis murdjan (pinecone soldierfish), 2896 nucleotides long. RefSeq names its product neuronal acetylcholine receptor subunit alpha-3-like. Lineage: Eukaryota; Metazoa; Chordata; Actinopteri; Holocentriformes; Holocentridae. Gene Ontology annotation, cellular component: postsynaptic membrane. Bases 134 to 1825 code for a protein of 563 amino acids. The transcript is spliced from 7 exons. The record is from RefSeq and is a predicted model, not a curated record. Gene Ontology annotation, molecular function: transmembrane signaling receptor activity; acetylcholine-gated monoatomic cation-selective channel activity. Gene Ontology annotation, biological process: monoatomic ion transmembrane transport.
CGGGCGCGCAAGGGGAAAAUGUCGCUCUAAUCCUCGGCAUCUACAGACUUUGCACCGAACCAACUGAAGGUCACCCACCGCCACAGCAUCAUCUUUUUCCUGCAAAGAGCGUCCUCCCAGCGCCGAUGUAUCGAUGAAUUUCCCCGGGAAACUAACAAACGUCCUCGUGCUGGUGCUCCUCGCAGCGCAAGGCUGUUACUCUUCCAAAGGAGAGGACAGAUUAUUCCGGAGAUUAUUCCGGAGGUACAACCAGUUCAUCCGACCAGUGGAGAAUGUAUCUGAUCCAGUCACAGUGGAGUUUGAGGUCUCCAUUUCCCAACUGGUCAAAGUGGAUGAGGUGAAUCAGAUCAUGGAAACCAAUCUAUGGCUGAGACAUGUCUGGAAUGACUACAAACUGAGAUGGAUCCCUGUUGAGUAUGAUGGCAUUGAGUUCAUACGAGUUCCCUCCAACAAGAUUUGGAGACCUGACAUUGUUUUGUACAACAAUGCUGUAGGUGAUUUCCUGGUUGAAGACAAGACUAAGGCUCUGUUGAAGUUUGAUGGCACCAUCACCUGGGUUCCUCCAGCCAUUUUCAAGUCCUCCUGCCCCAUGGACAUCACCUACUUCCCCUUUGACUACCAGAACUGCUCCAUGAAAUUUGGAUCUUGGACCUACGACAAAGCCAAGAUUGACCUGGUGCUCAUCGGCUCAAAGGUAAACCUAAAAGAUUUCUGGGAGAGUGGAGAGUGGGAGAUCAUUGACGCACCGGGUUACAAGCACGACAUCAAGUACAACUGCUGCGAGGAGAUCUACCCUGACAUCACCUACUCCUUCUACAUCCGCCGCCUGCCCCUUUUCUACACCAUCAACCUCAUUAUUCCCUGCCUCCUCAUCUCGUUCCUCACAGUGCUGGUCUUCUACCUCCCGUCCGACUGCGGCGAGAAGGUCACCCUCUGUAUCUCCGUCCUGCUCUCCCUCACCGUGUUCCUGCUCGUCAUCACAGAGACCAUCCCCUCCACGUCGCUUGUCAUCCCUCUGAUCGGCGAGUACCUCCUCUUCACCAUGAUCUUCGUCACGCUCAGCAUCGUCAUCACCGUCUUCGUGCUGAACGUCCACUACCGCACGCCCAUGACCCACACCAUGCCAGAGUGGGUGAGGUCCGUGUUCCUGGGAGUGCUGCCCAGGGUGAUGCUGAUGAGGCGACCCAUCGACCAGGGCUGCUCCUCCUCUGGGAGUAUUGGCGGAGGGACCGGAGGAGGAGGAGGGAGCAGUGGAGGGAGCAAGAAGAGAAAGAAUAGCCUGGGUGGUGGAGGGGGAGGAGGGGUCGGUGUUGGGGGAAUCACUGGGGGUGUACCAUGUCCGCCGCUGGAUGGUGGAGCUGGGGGAGGAGGCGCCACCUCAGCUGGGGGCUCCAUGAACUGUGUAGAAUAUGGGGAGAUGAACCGUGACAUGAACCGGGAUGCAAACAGGAGGUGUCCCUACAGGGGGAAGGAGGUGCCAACCCCAGUCCCUCCUCCGAUGGUGCCGCCUCCUCCCCAGGCCCCCCAGACCCAGGGGCCUCAGGAGUCAGAGCUGCCCAAGCUGCCGAGGGCCCUGAACGCCCCGCCUCCAGUCAACGCUGUGGUCGCCUUCUCUGUGGUGUCGCCAGAGAUCAAGCAGGCCAUCGAGAGCGUCAAGUACAUCGCCGAGAACAUGAGGACUCGCAACAAAGCCAAAGAGGUGGAGGAUGACUGGAAGUAUGUCGCCAUGGUGAUCGACAGGAUCUUCCUGUGGGUUUUUGUGACAGUGUGUGUGCUGGGAACUCUGGGACUUUUUCUUCAGCCACUCAUCAGCUUCCUCAAAUGAGACUUUUCCCUGGAAGCUGUUGGAUCCGCCUUUCUGUCUGUCUGACUUUCUUUGUCUCCCUUUUUGUCUUUUUCUCUUUCUCUGUCUUCCCUGCUUUAGUUUCUAUGGGAAUUCCCUCUAUCAGUUUUUUCAUAUGAAUCAUUGGACUCUUUUUUCCUCUCCGUUCUGCGUGCUAUCCUCCCCCCUCCUUCUCCUCCUCUACUAAUAAUCAUUGCCCUUCACUUAUAACCCUCAUCUGUCAGUUUCCUUACAUGAAAUGCAAAAUUUUUCCCUGUUCACUCAUUUUAUAAUAUGCUGUUAUCUUCCUCUCUGGUACCGUUUCAGCCAUGGUUAUCAUACCUCCAGCUCUUUACCUCUCGCUCCCUUUGACUCUCUCUCUCUCUUUCUUCUCCUCUGUGCUGUGCUCUGACUCGCCACCACCUCUGUGUGACCAAUUAGCUUCACGCUCUUCUUCUGAUUUUCCUUUUUGUGUGCAUUCCUUUUUCAUGUGUUUUCUGCAGUAUUAUUGCCAUUGUACAGUUCCAUGUGAUGUCCAACAGUAUCCAGUGAAAUAAAUAAAUAAACAAACAAAGGUUCUGCCAUAAGUUAGUAUAGAACCUGUAAGAAACAAAAUCACUGAGUGAGGAGAACCCGAAUACCUUAGUAGAUUUAAAGAAGCACUUUGUCAAUGUAAAGGAGCAGCAGUCAAUAUUUCUGUGGUUUCCAGUUAAAGAAAAUGACUGCUGAUCACACUGUAUGCAUCUGUGGUUGUAAUGUAACAUACAGUAUUAGAUAAUUUUGUAGCUGCCACCCGUGUCCAUCAUCUGCAUUUGUUCACAGACUCUGUCCCAGACCUGCUCUCACCUCUGUGUUACCGUGUACAUAGCUGUGUAAAAUAUGAGCAAGUUAUGCAUGACUUCUGAGGGCACUGGCUAUGAUCUGUUGUACAGACAUGUUGUCUAUUCAUGGAAAUAACAUAAAAAACAAUAUGCAUCUCACAUGAAUUCACAACUUCAGUGUGAACAUAAAGUAUAUACAAACACUCUGAAAUUGCACAAUGUAGAUUAAACUUGUAAAGAGACUUGAAGAAAC